GAGGAGGACAAUGCAUCUGAUGAAGAUUUUAAGACAUCUUCAUUUGACGAUGAUGAAGAAGAAGAUACUUCCAUUUCCGUUUCGACCGAUAGUGAUUCGAGCUUAGAGGUAUUUCGACGACGUGGCAAGAAAAAUAAAAAGCAACGUAAAGCCGCGAGACGUGCAAUUCGUGAGCGUCGCAAAGAUCGACGCUUCGUGGUAGACGAGAGUGAUGAUGACGAAGAGGAGGAAGAUCGGCCGAAGUCGAAAAAGAAGAAAAGCGAUGAUUGGGACUGCUCUGAGUCGGAGACGGACUCGGAGGCUUCCGAAAAUCUCGAAGAUGUUGAUAGCGCUGACUUGUGCGACGAUACGACGAGCGAAUCUGACGGCGCCUGGUAUCCGUCGAAACGUAAGAAGCAACGUAAAGGCAACAGCUCAAAUGUCGCACGCAAGUCACCGAAACUUAAGAAACAACCGGUUAAGAAAGUCAAACGCGUUGAGUACUCAGAUGAUGAUAUUAGCGAAAGUGAAGAGGAGGAAGAGGAAGAUGAUGAUGACAUUACCGGUGGUAAGGGUUCAGGCAAACAACCGCGUUCGCAACCGCUCAAAUCCAGCAACUCUUCGAAGGGCAAAGGCAAGGGUAAAGGUAAAGGCAAGACCACAGCAUCGAAGAAGAAGAAGAAACAAUCGGAAAAUGAAGACAGCUUUUCGGAUAGUGAGGACAGCACGCGACGCACACGUGGACGUCGCUAUGCAUACUUGGAGGACUUCGACGAUGAGAGCUCUGACGGUGGCAUAAAACCAGGCGUGAAACGACCAGAUACACCGCCCGAAGAGCGCCAGAAAUUCAUACAACGUCAAGAGGAAAUCAAACGUAUGUUGGCCGAAAAGAAUGCUGAGGGCGCAAAAUUGGCCGCCACACCGCGGCUAACGCCGAUCAAAGCGGAUGGCGAAAAAGACAAACGUUCACCGGCCAAGCUGAGUGAUUCGUUGUCGACAGUGCCAUUGUCAGUGAUACGUCAAGCCAAGGCACUGGAUGCGGAGUAUCUGCAGCGGAAGGGCGAAAGUGUUGGCGAUUCGGAUAAUGUCGAUGAGGUGGAUGAGUUCGACGAUGCAGAUUUGCCGGACGAUUUCCCCGAAGACAUGGAUGAGGAUACCAUAGCGCGUAUGGUGGAAGAAGAGGAGGAAUUGAGCGCAGCUGCUGCAGCACGUGACCUACCGCCAGCCGACGAAGUGUUGCGCACACCGACCAAGCAAACAAACAAAUCCAAAGAAACGCCAGCUGUACCAACCGCGCCGCCAGCUGUUGCGCCAACACCACCUGCCAAUCUACCUAGCAAUACUUCCAGUGUCGUUGUAACCAACACACCUGGCGGUCUGGAGAAGACCUCACUGAUAAAUCCAGCGCUCGCCGCGCUUGCACAAAUGCCAGGCGCCAGCUCAGCUGCCGGAGCGCAUCACAUGUCGUCGUCACCUUUGGCGUCCGGCUUACAGGAACCAAUGCGCAAACGCUUACCGAUGCCCACGUUGCAUCCACCACUGCUACGUCAUCAAUUUCCACCACAUGGUGCGAACAUGCCACUCGCACAUCUGCUACAGCGUCAUCCAUCAGCGCAACCACCCACACAUCUGCUACAGAGCGCGCUGAACGCGCCGCUUGGUCAACCACUCAACCGCAGCAGUUUUCCACCACAGCAUUUACCGCGUCUACCGGCGGGCAUGACGGUGGAGCAGAUGUUGGCCGCGCAACACCUUAUGUCCGCUGCAGCGGCGCGCCACAAUCUCCCGCCCACAACGCAACCAUUGCCGGGCGCGUCUGCUACACGUGAAGCGUUGCUUGCGACCAGCGGCAGCGCUGGUAGUGGUCCGCCCGUUGGCGGCGCGAGUGCCAGCAGUGUUCCGCCGUCUGCGCCCACAGCCGGUGUCAAUAAGGCCGAAACGGAACCUAAACCGCGCGGUAGACGGAAAAAGAUUACGCCGCUGCGUGAUACAUUGCAAAAACAGCAAACCGCUGCUGCUGUUACCGCAGCAACAACACAAUCGGAUAAAGCAAGUGAAUCGCCCGCAAGUAAUGGUGCCGGCGGCAGCGUAAUAAAGUCAGCACUGUCCGCCUCAGCUAACGCGCCGCCGCCACAACUGUACAAGCAACAAGAAGGCCCCAACGUCAGCGGUGCCCCUACAGUCUCGCAAGCAUCCGUAAUUACGCGUAUGCCGCAACUACCUGCAGCCGCCGCGCAUGCAAGCGUCGUGCGCGCCAUGAGCAAUUUAUAUCCCGGCGCUGAUGUUGCCCGCUUCUUUGCACCGCCAACCUCGCUGGCUGCCGUGACUGGCGCUCGGCCACCGCCUUCCAUGUCACGGCAUCGUGAUGGUCCCGGUAUGCCGGGUCUGCCGCCACAUGGUAUGCGUCAAAGCUAUGGCCCACCGCCGCCAUUGCGUGGCAGCGUCUCAUCCUUGACAAAUCAUGGUCCGCCGCCGCAGGGUAGUGUUGGCGAACGCCCGACUUAUCCAGCGCCGGGUGAUCAUCAUGUGCCGGGCGGCAUGGGCGCCAGCAUGUAUGGCGGUCCGCCACCACCAGCGCGUCAUUCUACGUCACAUUUAAAUCCAUAUCGGCCUCCCAUAUACGGUAACCCAAGCUUUGUGCCACGUGGACCGCAUGUGCCGAAUCUACGAGUUCCAGUAAGUGGCGCACCGGAGUUUGCCAGUGGCCCACGCACUUAUUCACCAUAUGGUUAUUAUCCACCACCUCCACCAUUAACCACACCACAUGGGCCACCCAUGCAGCGACCGCCUACAUCUACGCCAGCGCCUACAUCUCGCGGCGGCGGUGGUGGCCCGCCACCAACAACAGCAGCAACUAUUUCAGCGCCACCCGUACCGCCAACAAUAGUAUCCGCUGCAGCCAGCGCAGCAGCAGCAAUCACAACAACACCAAUAGCUACCACAAAAACAAGCGUGCCAGCAAGCGCAAUCACAACAACUAUAGCGAAACCAAGCUCAGUCAUCGUAGCAGCGCCACCAUCAAGCGCCAGCGCCAACUUGAACAAGAGUAAUAUUGUACAAAAGUCACCAUCAAGACCAACACCAACCAUAAUACAAGCGCCAACAUCAACACCCAUACAAGCAACAACAACAACAACACCACAAACUACAACACCCGCGGCAAUACCAACGCGUGCAAUAGUGACUGAAGCCGCUGUAAGCGCACCCGUCGCCACCAUAGUCAACAGCAAAGGGCCAAUUGUUACGGCAACCGUGGCAGCAGCAGCAGCACCAGCCGUUGUCAGUGAACCACAAGCGCCGCCACGUAAGAAACUCACCACACUGGAAACCUACGCGGUGGCACACACCAAAUCACCGCUCGUCAUAGCGGGUGAGUCGUCGGGUUCGCGCAGCUCACCGGGCGGCAUACAAGCCGAUGUGGCUGAUGACUCCUCAUCAGCACAGGGAACAACCACGGCCGCGGUUGCAGCCGACAGCGGUGAGGGGCAAGCGAGCGAAUUUAGCGGGCUUGUCAGCUACUUUAGCUCACAGCACGACGACUACAACACAUAACAACACACGCGCACGAACAUUGUUAACGCGUUGUUGCGCGGCUUUUAGAUGCAAUAAGGGCAUACGAGUAGUGGUCGGCUAGUUGUAGAUAAUUAUAUGCGCGUGGCUGCGCGCCCGUUAGCAAAUAUUAAUAUUUUCUGUAUUCGAAUAUGUGUAUGUGUUAGGCGUAGUUGAUUUAUUUAAAUAUUUUUUAGGUUUUUUUGUGCAACAUUCAACGCAAUGUGGGCAUAACGCAGGCACGUUUAGGCAAUCAGGCAGCAAGCGGGCGGCUAAAACUCCGCAAAGUCAAAGUUCUAGCGUGCGUGGUGCUUUGGUUGAAGUCUAGUGUUGCAUACUUUUAGUAAAUACAUACAUACAUACACAGGCACGCUGCACGCGCUAAAUACUUGCUAAUUGUGUUUAUUAAAUGUUUAGGCCACUUAUUGGAAAUUUAAUAUUGAACAAAUAGCUCCUCGGUACAUCACUACAGUGAAAAAAAUAAAAAUAAAAACAUGAAAAAAA
Messenger RNA from Bactrocera dorsalis (oriental fruit fly), 4032 nucleotides. Its product is annotated as proline-rich protein 36. Lineage: Eukaryota; Metazoa; Arthropoda; Insecta; Diptera; Tephritidae. The record is from RefSeq and is a predicted model, not a curated record.